Lynx canadensis (Canada lynx) is the source of this 1002-nucleotide messenger RNA. RefSeq names its product heterogeneous nuclear ribonucleoprotein A1-like. Gene Ontology annotation, molecular function: RNA binding. The transcript has a single exon. Lineage: Eukaryota; Metazoa; Chordata; Mammalia; Carnivora; Felidae. The coding region runs from base 25 to 987 and encodes 320 amino acids. The record is from RefSeq and is a predicted model, not a curated record.
GAAAGUCUCCCUCCCAUCGCCGUCAUGUCUAAGUCAGAGUCUCCCAAAGAGCCUGAACAGCUGCGGAAGCUUUUCAUCCGAGGUUUGAGCUUUGAAACAACCAAUGAGAGUCUGAGGAGCCGUUUAGAGCAACAGGGAAUGCUUACGGACUGUGUGGUAAUGAGAGAUCCAAACACCAAGCGCUCCAGAGGCUUUGGGUUUGUCACCUAUGCCACUGUGGAAGAGGUGGAUGCAGCCAUGAAUGCAAGGCCACACAAGGUGGAUGGAAGAGUUGUAGAACCAAAGAGGGCUGUCUCAAGAGAAGAUUCUCAAAGACCUGGUGCCCACUUAACUGUGAAAAAGAUUUUUGUCAGUGGCAUUAAAGAAGACACUAAAGAACAUCAUCUAAGAGAUUGUUUUGAACAGUAUGGGAAAAUGGAAGUGAUUGAAACCAUGACAGACCGAGGCAAUGGCAAAAAGAGAGGCUUUGCCUUUGUAACAUUUGAUGACCAUGACUCUGUAGACAAGAUUGUCAUUCAAAAAUACCAUACUGUGAAUGGCCACAACUGUGAAGUAAGGGAAGCUUUAUCUAAGCAAGAGAUGGCUAGUGCCUCUUCCAGCCAAAGAGGUCAAAGUGGUCCUUGGAACUUCGGUGAUGGUCCUGGAGGUGGUUUUGGUGGGAAUGACAACUUUGGCCAUGAAGGAAACUUCAGUGGACGAGGUGGCCUUGGUGGCAGUCAAGGUGGUGAUGGGUAUGGUGGCAGUGGGGAUGGUUAUAAAGGAUUUGGUAAUGAUGGAGGCAAUUUUGGAGGUGGUGGAAGCUAUAAUGAUUUUGGCAAUUACAACAAUCAGUCUUCAAAUUUUGGACCCAUGAAAGGAGGAAAUUUUGGAGGCAGAAGCUCUGGCCCCUAUGGUGGUGGAGGUCAAUAUUUUGCCAAACCACGAAACCAAGGUGGCUAUGGCAGUUCCAGCAGCAGCAGUAGCUUUGGCAGUGGCAGAAGAUUUUAAUUACUGCCAGGAAAC